AUAAAAUAGAGGCGGGACUCCGAAGAGAAUUAUAACUCAGGCGACUAGUGUUACUCAUCUUCUCUCCGAUGGCUCAGAUUCCCAAUUUGGACAAUGCUCCUCUCAAUCUCACACAUCUCAGGGAACAGUCUCAGAAGGAACUCGUGAACAUCCUCAAGAAUAUUCGAGGAAAGAAGUGCUUGGUGGUCGAUCCGAAGCUCAGCGGCUCAAUCUCGUUGAUCAUCCAGACUGCAAUUCUCAAGGAACAAGGGGUUGAACUGCGUCAUCUUUCGGCUGAGACUAUUCAAACCGACUGUUCCAAAGUGGUUUACCUUGUACGCUCGCAGCUCAGUUUGAUGAAAUACAUUAGCUCGCAUAUUCACAAUGAUAUUUCCAAAGGAUUACAGAGAGAAUACUUUCUUUAUUUUGUCCCUCGCCGUUCGGUUGCUUGUGAGAAGAUCCUCGAGGAGGAAACAGUCCACAACUUGUUGACUAUAGGGGAGUACCAGCUAUACACUGUUCCGUUGGACGAGGAUGUUCUGUCAUUUGAACUUGAUCAAUCUAGCAAGGAGAGCCUAGUUGAUGGUGAUACAAGCUCACUUUGGCAUAUUGCAAAAGCCAUUCACAAGCUCGAGUUUUCUUUUGGGGUAAUACCAAAUGUGAGGGCAAAAGGAAAAGCAUCAGUACGUGUUGCUGACAUUCUAAACCGCAUGCAAGCAGAGGAACCGGUUAACUCACCAGAUGUGGUUGUUCCAGAGAUAAAUACACUCAUCCUUUUAGAUCGUGAGGUGGACAUGGUUACUCCCAUGUGUACUCAGUUAACAUACGAGGGGCUUCUGGAUGAGUUUUUGCAUAUCAGUAAUGGUUCUGUAGAGGUUGAUGCAUCCAUGAUGGGUGGCCAACAAGAGGGAAAGAAGAUGAAAGUUCCACUUAAUUCAAGUGACAAGCUGUUUAAAGAGACAAGAGAUCUCAACUUUGAAGUUGUUGUCCAGAUUCUACGUCAAAAAGCAACAUCCAUGAAGCAGGACUACACUGAGGUGACUUCAAAUAGCCAGACAGUUUCUGAAUUGAAGGAUUUUGUCAAAAAGCUGAACUCGUUGCCAGAAAUGACUAGGCACAUAAAUCUUGCUCAGCAUCUGACGACUAUCACAUCAAAGUCCUCUUUCCUUGGACAACUUGACAUGGAACACACAAUUAUUGAGGGUCAGAGUUUUGACAUGUGCUUAGAAUACAUUGAAGAACUGAUCCAUAAGCAGGAGCCCCUUGUAACUGUCCUCCGUCUCCUCAUCUUAUUUUCCAUCACAAAUUCUGGGUUGCCUAAGAAGAAUUUUGACUAUUUGAGGAGGGAACUACUUCAUAGUUAUGGGUUUGAGCACAUGGUUACAUUGAAAAAUCUAGAGAAAGCUGGAUUGUUUAAAAAGCAGGAGACAAAAACCAACUGGCUGACAGUUAAGCGUGCAUUGCAACUCGUUGUUGAAGACACUGACACUGCAAACCCCAAUGACAUCGCCUAUGCCUUUUCUGGAUAUGCGCCUCUUAGCAUUCGCCUCGUCCAGCACGCUGUUAGAUCUGGAUGGCGUCCUAUUGAAGAGAUUCUGAAGCUGUUACCUGGACCACAUUCAGAGACAAAGAGAGGUCGAUUCUCAAGCAGUGCAUCAUUUGACACUUUGCAGGGGGCGGCGAACAAUGUAGACAAGGUAGCUGAUGGGAGGCGCUCCCUUGUGCUUGUCGUCUUCAUCGGAGGUGUAACAUUUGCAGAGAUUUCUGCCCUUCGAUUUCUCAGUUCUCAGGAAGGAAUGGCGUAUGAUUUGAUAGUUGGGACAACAAAAAUAGUCAGUGGCCAUAGCUUGACGGAAACUUUUGUGGGGAAGAUGGAUGACCUGUAAAUUUUUGACAUCUUAUUCUCGUUUUUUUCUGUCUCAUAGAGAUGGAUAUAGAAGCUUGUAGGCGUGAAAUUGAAUCCAUUAUGGAUAAAUGGUAAUGCAAUUUUUGGUGUUCUGAGAUCAAA
Molecule: messenger RNA, 1987 nt
Organism: Rosa chinensis
Lineage: Eukaryota; Viridiplantae; Streptophyta; Magnoliopsida; Rosales; Rosaceae
Product: vacuolar protein-sorting-associated protein 33 homolog
Exons: 22
Coding region: 69-1865 (598 amino acids)
Biological process (GO): intracellular protein transport; vesicle-mediated transport
Cellular component (GO): vacuole; CORVET complex
Source: RefSeq, a predicted model, not a curated record